ACUCUUUGUAGUCCAGCAUAAAGGUUGUAGAACAAACAAACAAAUGGUGGAGCGUUGCAAAAGACCAUUAUGAAAGAGUUGACUGGAGUCCGUAAAUCAGCUCUAGAAAGUAAACAUUAAGGGGCAAUGACUUCUGCUUCUCAACCAUUCAUUAGAAAUUGGGCUUGAGCUCUAGUUGAGUCGGUUAUCCACAGAUAGAAACAUAGUUGGGCCCAUGGAAGGGCAGGGAAGCAAAAGUAAAGCGUUUAUUCAGAAACGGCUGACGGUCGAUCGGCCACAGCAUGAACUGUAAAAUGUUAACUGGAUUUCCUGGAACAACCAGCUACCCAGAAUGCUUUCUAAAGUUUCCAGAUGUUUGUCGGCUCUACAAACUCACACACGGGAUUGCAAUGCCGCUAGACUUGCAGCUUCAUAGAGUGAAAAAACUUCUUACACUCCUGGGCAACCCGCAGUACAAACCCCAGUUCAUACAUAUUGCUGGGACAAAUGGAAAAGGAUCUGUGUGUUCUUAUUUAUCUCACAUCUUGAGCGCCUCCGGGAUCCGAAACGGUCGAUUUAACUCUCCCCAUCUGAUAACACCCAGAGAUUCGAUACAAAUAGACAAUGUCCCGGCUUCCCUGUCGUUAUACGAGAAGUGUAAAGAGAUAAUCGCUGAUACCAAUGCCAAACACAAAGUUGGAUGCACCGAAUUUGAACUACUUACUUGUACAGCUUUCCAGAUUUUCGCCGAGGCUAAGGUCAGUAUAGCAAUACUAGAGGUCGGGGUUGGUGGAAGAUUAGAUGCAACCAAUGUUCUUGCCCCAGAUAGAACUCUAGUGGUAGGGAUUACAAAGGUGGGACUCGAUCAUCAGAAUCUCCUCGGAAAAACUUUGUCGGAAAUCGCAUUUCAAAAGGUCGGAAUAUUCAAGAAAGGUGUACCGGCAGUUGUUGACGGCUCAAAUGUCGAAUCAGUGCUUAAAGUUGCAGAAGCAGAAUCAAAAGACGUUGGCUGUCCAUUGUAUGUAGUCAAGAGAGAAGAAGAUUGCUGGGUAACACCAAAACUACUCGGUGACUAUCAGUUUGAUAAUUUGUCAGUGGCAUUGAAAAUUGCAUCUCUACUUGAUGAUGAUCGUAUCACAAGGGAUACAAUCAAGAAGGGGGUUGAAAGUACCGUAUGGGCUGGAAGGUUGCAGGAGUAUAGUUUCAACAUGCGCAGUUUGGGCUUUGAGGAGGAUAGACCACUCGACAUUCUCCUUGACGGCGCACACAACACACAGGCCUCGAUUGAACUAGGAAAAUACCUUAAGACACUUAGAAAUGACAACGAUUUCAUUUUCAUUAUUGCGAUCACUCAGGGAAAAAAUUUGUCAGCUUUGUUCAAACCAAUCAUUACCUUUAAAGAUUCGAUAAUAUUCACUCAAUUUGACGAUAAAGUUGAAGGAAUGCCUUGGAUUAAGCCAUUCGACGUGCUUGAUUUGAAGAAAGAAAUAGAAACCCAAAAGAUAGAACAUGCUGAUGUUUACACUUGUCCGCAACUCAAAGAUGCCAUCUUUCAAGCCUACAAGCUAUCACAAGUCACGAAAAAGAAAGUGGUGGUAUGUGGAAGUUUAUACUUAGUGGCAGAUGUUCUUAGGUUGCAGCUUGAUUCAUAAUAUCCAAUCUAUCUUGACAGUAAAUCUUACAUAAAAGUGUAAAUUAGGUAGUGUAAUGUAUAUAAUCUUUCUAAUCUUUCACAGGUUUA
This is a messenger RNA of Pichia membranifaciens NRRL Y-2026, 1720 nucleotides long. RefSeq lists its product as hypothetical. The record is from RefSeq and is a predicted model, not a curated record. The transcript has a single exon. Gene Ontology annotation, molecular function: tetrahydrofolylpolyglutamate synthase activity; ATP binding; dihydrofolate synthase activity. The coding region runs from base 294 to 1631 and encodes 445 amino acids. Lineage: Eukaryota; Fungi; Ascomycota; Pichiomycetes; Pichiales; Pichiaceae. Gene Ontology annotation, cellular component: cytosol; cytoplasm; mitochondrion. Gene Ontology annotation, biological process: folic acid-containing compound biosynthetic process.